UCAAACCGGAACAGGAAGUUGACCGCUUGUAGCUGUGCAACAUUCACCCGUCUGCUCAGAUCAAACCGGUUUGCUUCGCGAUAAACUCAGCAUGCGAUUAAGUUAAAUCGGUCGUAAGAGGCAGUCGUACCACGUUGUUUUUAACACAUCUCCUGUUUAGUUAGACUAAUAUGAGCGACAACGAGAAAGAUUACGCGGAGCAGGACUCGCGGCCUGGCUCGAGGAGUGGGUCCCCUCGGGGAUCAGCACACUCACCCAGCCGCUCGCCGGUACGCUCCAAAGAUGGCUCCCGUCAUUCCAGGUCAAGAUCUCGCUCUCGAUCCAGGUCAAAAUCAAGGUCCCGUUCCCACCGAAGUUCACGCAGGCACCACUCCCGCUCUCGUUCCCGCUCCCACUCUCACCGGCGCCAUUCCAGGAGCCGCUCUCGUAGCUGGGAAUAUCGCAGACGAAGGAGCCACAGCCGCUCCCCAAUGUCAAAUCGUCGCAGACACAUUGGCAACCGGGCCAACCCAGACCCCAACAGCUGUCUGGGCGUGUUUGGACUGAGCCUGUACACCACUGAGAGGGAUCUCAGAGAGGUUUUCUCUAAAUACGGCCCGUUGAGUGACGUCAACAUCGUGUAUGACCAGCAGUCGCGUCGCUCAAGGGGCUUUGCCUUUGUCUACUUUGAAAACUCUGCGGACUCCAAGGAGGCCAAGGAGCGCGCUAACGGAAUGGAGCUGGAUGGACGCAGGAUCCGCGUGGAUUUCUCCAUCACUAAACGAGCCCACACUCCCACUCCAGGAAUCUACAUGGGACGUCCCACAUAUGGUGGCGGUGGUGGUGGCGGCAGUGGCAGCGGUGACGGUCGUGCCAGCAGUGGUAGUUCAUCGCGUCGCUCCUCGAGAGACUAUGACAGAGGUUACGAAAGAGGCUACGACAGAGGUUAUGAUCGUGAUUAUGAUCGCUACGAGAGCCGCGACUACAAGUCAUACAGCAGACGCAGAUCUCCAUCUCCGUACUACAGCAGAGGGUACCACUCACGGUCCCGAUCACGGUCCUACUCGCCACGUCACUACUGAGCAGCAAGAGAAGAGUCGAUGACAAGUUCAGUGUUAUUCCUUGUCUUUUUAUGCUUUUUGACCGGUUUUGAUGUAUCUAAUGAGAACUCUGGAUUUUUUGUGUGUAAAAGGUUUAAAACCAGAAUUUAUAGGAUGUGUUUAGCCACAUUUGAAUGGCCAAACAGAUCUUCACCAGUAACGCAUCACCUUUUCCUGGGCUACAUUUUCCCCUGGCUUUUAUCAAAAUUUGAAGAAAUUUUUGGGCAUCCCUGUUAAGGCUAUCAAUCACUGAAUGAAAACACAACCUCUUUGACUUUGGUAAAUAAACGAAGGGCUGGCUUUCUUUGACAGACUCUUCAGUGACAGUCACAUUACAGUUUCUCAGUUUAUUUGUACGUAGUUGGUUUCUUUAAUUGUCAGCAUCCUAGUUUUCUCUUUGAACUGUUUUAGACGCCAUGUUUCUUUUUAAUUGUGUGUUUUUUUUCUCUGGUGGAAAAUGUUCUUUUUCUGGUUGUACAUAAGCAAUAAAAAAAUACUUGGGUCAUUUGCUUUGUAGUUUAUUAACAUUGAAGUAGAUUGUAAUAGUCUUGUUGCCACGGAUGCUCCAGACAUUGUGCCAUGAAUUCCCAUCAGACUUUUAAUUUGUUUUGUUUUCAGAAAUAAAAUGUUACCGCUUGGA
This is a messenger RNA of Acanthopagrus latus (yellowfin seabream), 1719 nucleotides long. Its product is annotated as transformer-2 protein homolog beta-like. The record is from RefSeq and is a predicted model, not a curated record. Lineage: Eukaryota; Metazoa; Chordata; Actinopteri; Spariformes; Sparidae. Gene Ontology annotation, biological process: positive regulation of mRNA splicing, via spliceosome. The transcript has 8 exons. The coding region runs from base 171 to 1061 and encodes 296 amino acids. Gene Ontology annotation, cellular component: spliceosomal complex. Gene Ontology annotation, molecular function: RNA binding.